AUGGUCGUGGACGUGGACGUGGACGUAGACAUGGUCGUGGACCUUGACGUGGACGUGGUCGUGGUCGUGGACGUGGUCGUGGACGUGGACAUGGACGUGGACGUGGACGUGGACGUGGACGUGGACAUGGACGUGGACGUGGACGUGGACGUGGACGUGGUCGUGGACGUGGACGUGGACGUGGACGUGGACGUGGACGUGGGCGUUGACGUGGGCGUGGACGUGGACGUGGACGUGGACGUGGGCGUUGACGUGGUCGUGGACGUGGUUGCGGACGUGGACGUGGACGUGAACAUUGAUACGUGGACGUGGACGUGGACGUGGUCGUGGACGUGGACGUGGACGUGGACGUGGACGUGGUCGUGGACGUGGACGUGGACGUGGACGUGGACGUGGACGUGCACGUGGACGUGGACACGUGGACGUGGACGUGGACGUGGACGUGGACGUUGA
This is a messenger RNA of Closterium sp. NIES-65, 453 nucleotides long. The record is from the annotation of a GenBank genome assembly. Lineage: Eukaryota; Viridiplantae; Streptophyta; Zygnematophyceae; Desmidiales; Closteriaceae.